GCUCGGUCCAGGCGGCCAAGCGCGGCCUUUACGGGCGUCAUGCGCUGCCUGAUCCUGCUGCUGCUGUUGCCGCUGCCUCCGGGGGUGGCCGGGACCUUAGCAGAUGAAGAUCUUGUCAGUUUGCCUGGUGGAAGUUUUCACAUGGGCACGAAUGAGGCCGAUGCCAGGGAUGGAGAAGAUCCUGUCAGAGAAGUAACCGUGAAGCCGUUUGCCAUAAGUCAGCAUCCAGUCACUAAUGCAGAAUUUAGAGAAUUUAUCAGAUCACAGAAGUACAAAACAGAAGCAGAGACAUUUGGCUGGAGUUUUGUAUUUGAAGACUUUGUUUCAGAAGAACUGAAAAGCAAAGUAACACAAACAAUCGAGGCUGCUCCUUGGUGGCUACCUAUUGAAAGAGCAUUUUGGCGACAGCCAGCAGGCCCUGGCUCUGGAAUUAAAGAUAAGCUGGAGUACCCAGUGGUGCAGGUGAGCUGGACCGACGCCGCAGUGUAUUGCCAGUGGAAGGGGAUGCGGUUACCCACAGAAGAGGAGUGGGAGUUUGCUGCUCGGGGAGGUCUGGAAGGUAGAAUAUAUCCAUGGGGAAACAAGUUUCAGCCUAAUCGCACAAAUCUUUGGCAGGGAAAAUUUCCAGAUCAGGACACAGCAGAAGAUGGUUAUCACGGUGCAUCUCCAGUAAAUGCCUUUCCACCACAGAAUCCCUAUGGCCUGUAUGACAUGCUGGGAAAUGUAUGGGAAUGGACUGACUCUGAGUACAUCCGAAAAGGCCGAUCGGUAAAGGUUGGAUCUCAGAAGAUGUAUGUGCUGCGUGGGUCCUCGUGGAUCGACACUGUCGAUGGAUUGGUUAAUCAUAAAGCACGGGUCACUAGCAGAAUGGGAAAUACUGCGGACUCAGCUUCCGAUAAUCUCGGAUUUCGAUGUGCUAAAAGUCUGGCUCCAUCUCAUCACAAACAAAAAGAGAAAAAUAAAACUGAACUCUAACAGAAUUGGAGAAGUUCAAAAGUAAUGUGUAUUUUUGUAUAUUCACCAACCAAGACUGAAAAUGAAUUAUGCAGAUGUGAAAUGUGAUCAAAUUUGGAUAUUUAAAAAAAAAUAAUGGAAAGAGAAAUUAAAUUUUACUUUGCAAAAUAUGGAAAAAUUGUUUUAUUUCAGGAGAUGUUGUAUUCGUUUUUGGUGCUAAACUGAAUUCGCUGUUCUCGUGGACACAUAAUAAACUAUCCUGUGAACAGCUCACAUUACAUACCAUCACAGUGUUGUACAGCACAGAAACAGACUCUUGUGACUAACUUCAUACUAACCGUGAUGCCUAUUUAUUCGCCUGCAUUAAGGCUGUAUCCCUCUAACCCUUUCCUAUCCAAGUACCUGUCCAAAUACCUUCUUAAACUUUGAGAAUGGGCUUGCCUCUACAUCUCUGGCACCAUGUUCCAAGCAUUCAUCACACUGUAUUGAAAAACCUCAGAUCUCUUUUAAACUUCUCCCCUUUAACCUUAAACCUGUACCCUCUAAUUGUAGAUUAUCCCUUCUGUGCCCCUCAUGAUUUUAUAAACCUCCAUAAGGUCACCCCUCACCUGCUACAUUACAGUGAGAAUAACCCCCAGACUCUCAUUACAGUGAGAUUAGCCAGACUGUCCAAUCUCUCCCUGUAACUACAGCCCUGUAUUCCAGGCAACCUCCUGGUGAAUCUCUCCUGCAUUUUCUCGGUAGCUGCUACAUCCCUCCUGCAGUGCAGUGACAGAAACUUUACACAAUACUCCAAAUGCAGCCUAACCAAUGUUUAACGCAGAUUCAACAUGAUGUCGCAACACCUACUCAGCAUUACAGUCAAUGAAGGCAAGCAUACCAAAUGCCUUUUUUACUACCCUGUCCACCUGUGUCACCAUUUUCAGGAAGCAUCCCAAAUACUCUCAAUGUUUCUAAAAUCCGUGCCAUUUACAACACGUGUUCUACCAGAGUUUAAAACCCAGAAGAGCACCACCUUGCAUUUGUCUGAAUUAGACUACAUCUGCCACUGCUCCGCUCAUUUUACAGCUGAUCUGUGUACCCUUGCACAAUCAUCUUCACUAUCUACAAGUCCAACAAUUUUCAGGUUGGCUGCAAAUUUACUAAUCCUCUCAUAUUAUAAGCAACAAAGAGCCCAGCACUGAUCCCUAUAGUGAUAUAAACCGUAAAAGCAUAGGAGCAGAAUUGGGCCAUCUGGUAUUUCGAGUCUGCUCAGUCAUUCAAUCAUGGCUGAUCCUUUUUUUUUCUCCUCAGCCCCAGUUCCCAGCCUUCUCCCCGUACCCUUUGAUGCCAUGUCCAAUCAAGAACCUAUCAAUCUCUGCUUAAAUACACCCAACAAUCUGGCUUCCACAGCUGCCUUUGGCAAUAAAUUCCACAAAUUCACCAUCCUUUGGCUACGGAAAUUUCUCUGUAUCUCUGUUUUAAAUGGGCGCUUCUCUAUCCUGAGGCUGUGCCCUCUUGUCCUAGACUCCCCCACCAUGAGAAACAUCCUUUCCACAUCUACUCGGUCUAGGCCUUUCAACGUUUGAAAGAUUUCAAUGAGGUCCCCCCUCAUCCUUCUGGAUUCCAGUGAGUACAGACCAGAGCUAUCAAACAUUCCUUGUAUGAUAACCCUUUCAUUCUUGUAAUGAUCCUUGUGAACCUCCUCUGGACCCUCUCCAAUGCCAGCACAUCUUUUCUAAGACUGGGGGCUUGAAACUGUUCACAAUACUCAAGGUGAGGCUUCACCAGUGCCUUAUAAAGCCUCAGCAUCACAUCCUUGCUGUUGUAUGCUGGACCUCUUGAAAUGAAUGCUAACAUGGCAUUUGCCUUCCUUACCACUGACUCAGCCUGCAAGUUAACCUUCGGGGUGUUCUGCACAAGGACUCCCAAGUCCCUCUGCAGGAUUCUUGGGUUUUCUCCCCAUUUAGAAGAUAGUCCGCACAUUUAUUUCUACUACCAAAGUGUAUGACCAAACGCCUUUUUGGUCCUUUCGGGCCCUAUGGAGCCCGAGAGUGAUAUAGAGCCCAGCACUGAUAGCUAUAGUGAACCACUUGUUACGGAUUUUCAGUCAGAAAAAUGGCCAGAUGGCAACUCUUGGACACCACCUCAUACAUACCCCUGGACAAUGCCCCUUUGGCCCUUGGAUGUUAUGCAAACUAAUUAAACUAGUGAGAUCUAACUAAACUAAUCUCUUCCACCUACAUAUAGUGCAUAUGCCUCUAUCGUUGCAGCUGGCACCACAUUCUAGGCACCCACCACUCUCUGAGUAAAACAAAACUUGCCCUGCAUACCUCCUUUGAAUUUACACCUGUAACCCUCUCACCGUAGGCUUGUAACGAGUUAGCUAUCACUGUGAAUACAAACUAACAGCAGCAUUACUCUACAAUGCAUGAGGAACAACAAUGAAAGGCCAUUUCCAGUAAAUAAUCGGGUCUAGGAUAGAUAUUAUUUGGGUAAACACAAGAAAUCAUAGAAGUUUGAGUGUUUCUUCCAAGGGAAAAUAAGACAACUACUUGUAUGAAUCCUGACAUCCCUGUGCAAAUUUACUGUUUUCCAGAAAGCAAUAAUUUAGCUCACAUCAGUAUAAAUAGAUUGAAAUUGUAUUGACAAAAUAUUUUAAAUAAAUAAAAUA
This is a messenger RNA of Mobula hypostoma (lesser devil ray), 3607 nucleotides long. RefSeq names its product sulfatase modifying factor 2 (gene sumf2). Bases 40 to 975 code for a protein of 311 amino acids. Gene Ontology annotation, cellular component: endoplasmic reticulum. The transcript is spliced from 9 exons. NCBI's taxonomy places the organism in Eukaryota, Metazoa, Chordata, Chondrichthyes, Myliobatiformes, Myliobatidae. The record is from RefSeq and is a predicted model, not a curated record.